CUAGACGAACCUCCCUUCGUUUCUGUUUCCCACUUUGCUACGCUGCCUAAACCCCUACUCCGAGUUCGUACCGAAUCAACUCACCACCGUAGCAAUGGCGGACGUGGUACAGUACCGUCUGGAGCGCAUGACGAACGAGCUCGAUGACCUCGAGCGCCGCGGCCUUUUCACCCGCCGAGAGAUCGCCGAGAUUGUCAAGCAGCGCCGCAAGUUCGAGUACCGCCUCAAGCGCCCCUCUCCUCUCAAGCAGGACUUUAUUGCCUACAUUGAUUAUGAGUCUCGGCUUGAUGAUCUCCGACGCCUCCGCAAGAAGGCAGCUGCUCGUGAGCUCGAACGCGAAGGCAAGAAGAGGAUUAAGAUGAAAAAUUCCAUUUCUGAUUAUGCAGCGAUUACGAGGAUUGUGGAGAUAUAUAGGCUCGCGGUGAUGAGGUAUAAAGGAGAUAUUGAGUUGUGGUUUAGAUAUCUUGAGUUCUGUAGACAAAAGAGGAAUGGAAGAAUGAAGAAGGUCCUGGCUCAAGUGAUUAGGUUUCAUCCCAAGGUCCCGGGUGUUUGGAUUUAUGCAGCAGCUUGGGAAUUUGACCAUAAUUUGAAUGUUGCAGCUGCCCGAGCUCUAAUGCAAAGUGGUUUGAGAAUGUGCCCAGGUUCAGAAGAUCUUUGGGUAGAGUAUCUUCGAAUGGAGCUCACAUACCUUAACAAGCUAAAAGCUCGUAAGGUUGCUCUUGGUGAGGAUAAGGGAACUCUGGUUCGAGAUCGAAAGGAUACAGUUGAAAAUCAAUGGAGAGAGGAAAAUGAAGAUUUAUUCAUGUCCCUUGAUGAAGAAAGGGGAAAUAAUGAUGGAACAAAUGAAGAGACUGAGAAGAAUGUGGAUUUGUUUUCAGAGCAUGGUUCAAGCAUACUACAAACCAUAUAUUGGGGAGCAGUUAAGGCACUUCCUUCAAGUUUUAGCCUCAGGAAGCAGUUUCUUGAGAUAUUGGAAGCAAUAGAGUUGGCACAUUCAGAUGAUUUGCGCAAUGAGAUAUUGAGUGAUAUGAAGAGAGACUUUUCAGCAGAUCCAGGAUAUUGGGAGUGGCUUGCAAGACUUGAAAUGCCUGAUCCAAUAUCUACAGGGGUGAGCGGAGAAGAUUCAAACCCUCCUCAAUUUGAACAAGCAGUUCAGGUUUAUGAAGAGGCUAUAGAAACUGUGCCUUCAGCCAUGAUGUUUACUUUGUAUACAAAAUUUUUGAUGGAUGUUAUUGCUACAGAGAAGGGAGCAACUGAAGCUUCUAGUGUAUCGAAUCAUAUCUCAACUUGCAUUUCCCAAAUCUUGACAGCGUAUGAAAAGGCUGAGUCAAUGGAAUGCCUUUCAGAAGAACUUGCUUACAAUUAUAUUUCGUUUUAUGUGCAAAUUGGAAGAUUAGAUGAAGCCCAGAAACUGGCAGAAAAUCUUUGCAGUGGAAAUUUCUCAGGGUCAGUUCGCUUAUGGGUUUUAAGGGUCUCAUUGAAAGUAAGGUCUGCUACCAGGAAUUCUCUCUCUAUCAACAAGGAUGAGAAUCAAUCCAUCUUUGAACUUCUGAAAGGUGUUUUGACGAAAGUGCCAAUAGCAGAAGCUGAGAGCUUGUGGCUUAUGGCUCUCAAAUUGUUUUCAAACCAAAAGAAGUAUUUUGAGAAGCUGGUCGAGAUUUCUCUCAUAUCAGUGGCUAAAUUUGGUGGCAGUGAAAAUGGAUUUUCACUCCCUUCAACCAUUGUUAAUUUUGUUAUUCAAAAGGAUGGACUUCAACAUGCCAGGGAUACUUACAAACGAUUUCUUGCUCUGCCCCAUCCAGGACUUGCUCUGUAUAGAGACUGUAUUGAAUUAGAGUCUAACCAUGCAUCUCUUGGUGACAAAGAUUCUCUUGUAAAUGCCAGAAAGUUAUACGAAGCUGCACUUUCCACAUAUAACCAAAAUGCAAGCUUGUGGAAAGAUUACUAUUCCAUGGAAAUGAAGUUUGGUACGUCUGGCACUGUCGCUGCUGUUUCCUGGCGGGCAAGGAAGACGCUGAAAGACUCUGCUAUUGUAUUUGAUUCAACAAAUCUAUAAUUCCUGUGUUACACAUCCAAUUUUGACCUUGUAAUACUGCCAAUUUGUUAUUUAUUUCUUUUCUUUCCUUCGAGAGGAAAUUUCCAGUGCCUUGUAUUGAUCUAUUUGAAUGGUUUAACAGCGAAAAAAUGAGAAAUACAAAUUGCUAAAUUUA
Rubroshorea leprosula is the source of this 2210-nucleotide messenger RNA. The record is from the annotation of a GenBank genome assembly. Lineage: Eukaryota; Viridiplantae; Streptophyta; Magnoliopsida; Malvales; Dipterocarpaceae.